This is a messenger RNA of Durio zibethinus, 1075 nucleotides long. NCBI's taxonomy places the organism in Eukaryota, Viridiplantae, Streptophyta, Magnoliopsida, Malvales, Malvaceae. The record is from RefSeq and is a predicted model, not a curated record.
UUAAUAAUUUUUUGUUCAAAUCUGCUCUUUAAUUCUGGUAUAUAGAGAGGGUUUGGUACUUCAAAUGUUAGACCAAAGCCUAGUUUGUUAGUUGUCACUGAGAGAACAAAGAGAACAACUUGGGCAAAAUCUAAAGCGUACAGCUAGGCGAAUAAUCUUGCAAGAAUUUCACCCAGAUAUGGAGGAGUCUUCUUUCUUUCAGUGCUCAAUUACUCCAGAUUUCUCCCCUGCAUCAUCGUUUGGGUCGCCAGAGCCUUUUUCUAGUUGCUGGGAUGAGCUUCUUCCUUUCAACUUCAAUGAUUCUGAAGAAACGCUUUGGAUGGAUUUGUUGGCUGAAGGGCCUAAAGAAUCCUCAGAGUCUAACUCCACCGAUGGUGUAAAGGAGGAAGAGGUUACCUCGGACGCUAAACAUGAAGAACCCAAGAAAGAAAAAAAUUACAGAGGGGUCAGGAAGAGGCCAUGGGGAAAAUAUGCAGCUGAGAUUAGGGAUUCAACGAGAAAUGGUGUCAGGGUCUGGCUAGGAACCUUUGACAGCGCUGAAGCCGCUGCUCUAGCUUAUGAUCAAGCAGCAUUUUCAAUGAGAGGGUCAUUGGCUACUCUCAAUUUCCCAAUAGAAGUUGUCAGGGAAUCGCUUCAGGACAUCAAGUAUCGAUGCGAAGAGGGUUGCUCCCCUGUUGUGGCUCUGAAGAAGAGACACUCCUUAAGGAAAAGAUCAAAGAACAAGAAAAGCAAACAAAACGAGACGGCAAGGCAACAACAAAACUUGGUGGUAUUGGAGGAUUUAGGAGCUGAUUUCUUGGAACAACUGCUAAGUUCAUGUGAAACUGCCGCUCCCCGGUAAAAACUCUUGCCAUUAGCGCUGGGGUUUUAAUUAGUUUUUACCUCCGAAUUUUUUUAUUCCAUUUCAUUUUUGUUUUUUUUCUUGAUCUCAUUGAAUCUUGUAACUGUCCGACUUUUCUUGGGGUGUUGAUUUGAGGUCUGUUAAAUCUUGUUCCAUACUUCAUCUUAUCCGAUCUUGGUUUCUUGUAUAGUUGAAACUUGAAAAUGAUAGGAAAGUAAAAAAUUUCACCUUUUA